Messenger RNA from Erythranthe guttata (spotted monkey flower), 795 nucleotides. Lineage: Eukaryota; Viridiplantae; Streptophyta; Magnoliopsida; Lamiales; Phrymaceae. The record is from RefSeq and is a predicted model, not a curated record.
AUGAUGAAUGCAGUGUCGAAGAACAGUGGAUGUAUGUUUUUCCUGUACGGCCAUGGGGGCACCGGAAAGACAUUUAUUUGUAAUGCACUUUCCGUCGUUGUUCGUUCUGAGAAGGUCAUUGUCAUUAAUUCUGCCUCGAGCGGUAUUGUUUCAUUGCUCAUUCAGGGUGGUAGAAUAGCACAUUCUAGAUUUGGACUCUCGAUAAUUGUGCAUGGGAGCUCCACUUUCAGCAUCAAACAACAAAGUCCUCAAGCAGAGCUGUUGAUUGAAGCAAAACUUAUUAUCUUGGAUAAGACUCCGAUGAUGCAUCGACAGAUAUUACCUAUUGGGCUUAAAGCAUCGUGGCAAGACAUCGUACAUGCUACGAUCAAUUCAUCACCAUUGUGGAGAGAAUGUCUUGUCAUGAAGUUGCACAAGAACAUGAGGCUUCAGUCAGACGCAACUUCGUCUAAUGAAGAUGAAAUAAGAGAAUUUGACGAAUGGAUUCUGAGAAUUGAAAACGGAGAAGCUGAGAUUACAAGGAUGGAUUUCUUUCAUCGGAGGGCCAUUCAGAGGCCUACAAACGAGAGUGUUAUAUAUUUGAAUGAUUAUCUGUCGUCGCUAAUUGAAGAAGAGGAAAAUGUUUACCUGAGCUUUGACAGUCUAUGCGGGGACAAAGCCGGUUCGGAGAUUAAUGCAGAAAUUUACUCGACCGAGUUUCUCAAUACAAUUUCGUGCUCUGGUCUUCCCCCGCAUGAGCUGAAAUUAAAGAAAGGUGUUCAUGUCAUUCUCGUUAGGAAUAUCGAUCAAGCGUGA